GGAACAGAUGCUUGGAAUGGUAUUGGGAUCCAAUUACUGCACUUUUCCAACCUUACAUCUAUUGUCUAAACUUGGAGCAGGCAUAUUUUUAUUCCUUGGUGACACUAUAUAAAGAGACAAUUGGCAUUGUGUUUGCUGGCUGACUGGUUGGCAGAGAAGGGGUGGAAGGAGCAGCAGCACCAUGGCUCCCAAAAAGGCAAAGAAGAAGAUAGAAGGUGGUUCCAAUGUUUUCUCUAUGUUUGAACAAACCCAGAUCCAGGAGUUCAAAGAGGCUUUUACCAUCAUGGAUCAGAACAGGGACGGCUUUAUUGACAAAGCAGACUUGAGAGACACAUUUGCUGCACUAGGUCGUCUGAAUGUCAAGAAUGAAGAGCUUGAAGACAUGGUGAAGGAGGCGCCAGGUCCUAUUAACUUCACUGUCUUCCUUACAAUGUUUGGGGAAAAGCUGAAAGGCACGGACCCAGAAGAAACCAUUCUGAAUGCUUUUAAGAUUUUCGACCCAGAAGGAAAAGGCCGCAUAAAGGCAGACUACAUCAAAGAAAUGCUUAUGACACAGGCAGACCGCUUCAGUCAAGAAGAGAUCAACCAGAUGUUUGCUGCUUUCCCUCCAGAUGUCUCUGGGAACCUCGACUAUAAGAACCUCUGCUAUGUUAUCACCCAUGGUGAGGAGAAAGACUGAGAGCAAAGAGAGGAGCUUCUCCUGUGGUAAUGCACUGAGUUAUUCCAUGAUGCUCUCGUGUACAAGGGCAAAGCAUCCAGGAUGUGAAGCCAUGUGGUCAUCGGAAGAGAACCAAUAAAAUAAUCGAAAAUAAAUUAAAGUUA
Cyanistes caeruleus (blue tit) is the source of this 822-nucleotide messenger RNA. It is a transcript of the gene MYL10, whose product is annotated as myosin light chain 10. Gene Ontology annotation, molecular function: calcium ion binding. The record is from RefSeq and is a predicted model, not a curated record. Lineage: Eukaryota; Metazoa; Chordata; Aves; Passeriformes; Paridae.